CUGCUGGGCUGGUAGAAAAGUAGGCAACACAAAUUCUGAAAGGACAUCCCAACUAACACAAUCAUCCUCCCGCCAACAACACAUGCUCCAUCCUCUCUGUUCAACUUUUGAACAAAGUGCAGCAUCCUAAGGGGAAUCAAACCAAGAAGUCUAAUUGGAAUAGACAGUGACACUGUGGAUAAUCCUCAGAGCUAUUCAUUGGAGAAGCAGAAGAACCAAACCACACCUGUUGGAGGAGCAGAUUGGGCAGCGAAAUGGCACUUCUCCUGAGUCUUCUCUGCACCUUGUGCCUGGUGGGGCAAGUUCUUGGCCAGGACAUGCCAUAUGAGGAAUACAUGGCCCAGAUUCAAGCUUGCCCUAAAGAGUGUCGCUGCCCCACCAACUUCCCUCGUGCUGUCUACUGUGAUAAUAAAGGCCUCAAGAGCAUUCCCAAAAUCCCUACUCAUACAUGGUAUCUCUACCUGCAGAACAAUCUAAUUGAGGUCCUGUCAGCAGAUGCCCUGCGUAACGCCACACAGCUGCGCUGGCUGAACCUAAACCGCAACAAAAUCUCCAGUGAGGGAGUGGAAGAAGGUGUCCUAAGUACAAUGUCUCAGCUGGCGCACCUUUACAUGGAUGACAACCUCUUGUCCUCUGUGCCAUCUCCCCUGCCAGCUAGCCUAGAGCAUCUACUUCUCUCUCGCAAUAGAAUUUCCAAGAUCCCUGCUGGUGUCUUCCUUGGUCUGGAUAAGCUCAACCUCUUGGACCUCCAGGGGAACAAGCUGAUGGAUGAAGAUGUGACUGAGGUGAGCCUGAAGGGUCUAAACAACCUUGUACAGAUCAAUCUAGCCAAGAACCAGCUGAGUAGCAUGCCACUUGGCUUACCACCCACCACUACCCAACUUUUCCUUGAUGGCAACAACAUCGAUAAGAUCCCAGCUGGCUACUUCAAACGUUUGCCAAAAAUGGCAUUUCUGAGGCUCAACCACAACAAGCUUGGCAGCAGUGGAGUUCCGAAAAAUGUGUUUAAUGUCUCCAGCAUUUUGGACUUGCAGCUGUCCCACAAUCUUCUGACUGAGGUUCCCCUCAUUUCCUCAGGCCUCGAACACCUUCACCUUGACCACAACAAUAUCAAAAGUGUAAGUGGCACCAACGUCUGUCCUGUCGCCGUUGACACUGUGGAUGACUCUAUCAAUGAAAGUGUUCCUCGACUGCGCUACCUUAGACUGGAUGGCAAUGAGAUUAAACCACCAAUUCCCAGGGAUGUCAUUCUGUGCUUCCGUCUCCUGAGAUCCAUUGUCAUCUAAAAUAAAUCUUAGUUACAUUUUCAUUUCCUUCAACUGAUUAUGAUAUGUGAAUCCAUGCAACAAUUUUGAUGUGAGUCAUAUUUGCAUUUUUGUGAAGCUCAAUUUGACACUAGUUGGCCGCAACUUGUUUCAUUGCCAUGAAAUACGAAAAAUAUCUAAAAGAAAGAACAAAAUUGAGGAACUGAUGGGUUAGAAGCUUUACUGACACUGCAAGCUGUUGACAAUUAGAUGUGCCUUAUUUUGGUUUAAACAUCUGCAUGUACAAAUUAGAAUGAAAAUCUGAUUAUAACAUAGCAUGACAGUGAUUUAGACGGAUAGGAGGACAAAAUGUGUUUAUGACAUGUUGAGGAUUUAUUGUCAUUAUGCUUCUUUGAGCAGGAGGCAAAGCUUAUUAGGCAAAAUAUCACUUUUUAUUUUUUCUAAUGUUUCAGGAAAACCUUUACUUUAUACUUGUAGAGUUAAAGCCAAAUGAAUGAUCUUGUGUUCUAGGUUUAUACUAUCUCUACUCUAUUCUAUGACAUGCUUAUUUCCUGUAGGUAAUUUAUUUUUAUUUAAUAUCGUGGGAAAAUAAGUAGAAACCUGUGAAUAUUCAUGGCCAAUAUUCCUUAACGUUUUGUAUACAAAGACGUGGGAUAACUGUUUAAAAAAAAAAUGCCAACACACUUUUUAAUUCUGAUAAUUAUUCUGAAUAAACUGAGCAAGACAUUUCA
Etheostoma spectabile (orangethroat darter) is the source of this 1996-nucleotide messenger RNA. RefSeq names its product keratocan (gene kera). NCBI's taxonomy places the organism in Eukaryota, Metazoa, Chordata, Actinopteri, Perciformes, Percidae. Bases 255 to 1286 code for a protein of 343 amino acids. Gene Ontology annotation, molecular function: protein binding. The transcript has 3 exons. The record is from RefSeq and is a predicted model, not a curated record.